AUGUCCGUGCACCAAAGCCAAUUCAGCACUCUAAAGGAGUGCUUUCAGUUCCUAGAGUGGCUAAACGGUAGCGAUGAUAAUAUGCUUGAAAAGCUGGCAAGUGAGCUGGAAAACCGUAUUGAUACAUAUUUUAAUAAUCAUCAGUUUGGAAUUGAAUUGAGAAGUUCAUUAAUUAAUUUUCUCGACGAUGUAUCGUCGCUUCAUGACCAAAUAAGCACAAUUGCAAAACCCGGUGAUUAUCAAACGUAUGCAGAGGACAUCACCGAAUAUUUUCACGAAUGCCUCUCCAAGGUACACGCUGCUCUCUCUGAUUUGCUGGAUAUUGUAUACUUCAGUCACGACGAUGGAGGAGAUGGUAUUAUGGGGAAUAUGGAGGAACUGCAGGUUUGUGAGCUUAAGCGUUACCUCACGUCCUCCAACUCCGAUAACUUCAACGGCAUUAUCCCCGGUGGCUUCCGCCCCGAUGAUCUGCAAGUUUUCACGGGUCAAAGUUUAGCCGAAAAUCUAAACGCUGCGCUUCAAAGAACUACCAUAACGCCUGAUCUUUUCACUAGCGUUCUCUUCAAUAAUUUAGUUAAGGAUGACUGGCACAACCUAGACGCUGGGAACGUCUUGCUGUUGCUGUGGGCGUUUUGCGGGUAUGUGCAAAGCCAUGAAAAAGACAACACCGAUCUAAAAACAAAUUUACAAGCACAGCUUAAUAAAAAAGGAAUGUGUUUCGAUUGGAAAAAAUUAGUAGCGCAUUGUUCCAAACUCAAAGGCGAAUUAGAUAAAUUGUUUGGUAGUGAUGACGAGUCCAGUCCUAAACCCUUCUCUACUACUGGCAGAGCGUUUACCACUAGUGCCCUUAAGCCCGAAGCAUUUGCCGGAGCAUUCGAGAAAUGGUUUAAAAAUCACUGGAAGCAGAUGAUAGGGGCUUUGGAAGAUAUUCAGAAGAGAGUUACCGAUUUAGAAAGUGAUACUAGUGACUUCACCCCCGAAUCUCUCUAUCCCUACGGCAUAGUGUUGAAUAAGGGUCAAAAAGGCUCGUGGAAAUCGGGAUUGAAGGAUCUGCACGGUGUUUUGGAUGUGCUUGGUGAUUCAAAUAACGGUGACUUGAAAACGCUCAAAAGAAUUCUGGAAGGUGAGACGUGUCCGGCGGAGCCUCCGCCUGUCGCCACUAAAACUGAGGCAACAAAACCUGUGGCAACCAAAACGGAGGCCACAAAACCUGUGGUCACCAAGGCGGAGGCGGCGAAGCCGACUGCCACUAAAAGUGAGGGAGCACAGAACCAAGGCAAGAAAUCCGAGGGAGCUCCAAAUCAAAGUAAAGGUCAAAGUGACGUAAGUUCUCCACCUCCACCAGUUGGCAAGCCUCCUGCUCCAGCUGCGCCUUCCGGUGAUCAAGGAGGUCAAGGCCCGAAAGGGCCUAAAGGUGCAGUGUCUCCGGGGUCUUCUCAGUCUACAAUCACGCCAGUUAAACAAGUCGUUCAGACUCAACAGACCACUCUGCAACCCCCUCAACCGGCAUCCCCUGGCCACCCCGGUCAGCCAGGUGUCGGCAGUACGGAUUCACCGGGAGACAAUGUUUUAAGUACACAGACUAUUUCCUCGACAAGUCCUGCGCCGACUCAAAUGCCAACUGUUCAAAGUCAGGGAUCUGCGCCAUCUGUUGCCCAUGGCUCCAGUGGUCAGGGCUCUAUUGAUCAAUCGCCUUCCAUUAACUCUAAUCUUCAAACUGCUCAAAGCUCUCCUACCCCUCCUAUACUACCUUCUAAUCCUCCUCCUCCUCCAGAAAUCAAAUUUGUAUACGAUUUAGGGAAGUUAUCUGACAUCUCUACAAAUGCUUAUUUGGAUGCACUACACAAUCAGAUGAAAGCUUUACCACCUAAAGUGCCACUUCUAAUCACAGAGCCUCCGAAGCGUGAUCCAGAUGAUCUUCAAAAUUCAGAGUUGUACGUUCUGCACGAUCCAGUUCGGUUCGGUCUUGGAGGGACGGCAGCUGUGGAUGCUGAUAAGGCACUAGUCGUGGAAUUCGAUGGUAACGAUGUGGCAGAAGCAAAACAAGUUGACAACGCAAUACCGGUUGGCUUUGACGGAGGAAUAGUUUCCGAUUUUCAAGAUCCAGUAGUACCCUCUAAAUUUAGCGGUAAGUUGGGCGGUGAGGUUUAUGACGAUGGCACUGACCUUUUAUUGCAGAAGCAGAUAGAUGCGAAAGCAGAAUGGCAGGAAGCGCAGAAAGUAAAAUUUCUGAAAGGUAUUCAGGAAGAUUUUCAAAAUAAGAUUACGAGUUCUAAUAAUGAUGCAGUGUUCAUGUCAGGUAAUGCAAUUAAAUUCCCACAGCAUGCUCAAUUGAAAGGGGAAGUUUUGAAGGAUAAUUCCGACACUAAAGAGAAGAGGAAACAGGAAGCACACAAAUAUGCUCGUCUGAAAGAAUUUGCGGUCACGGGGAAUAAGAUUCCGAUUCCCCCUGCCCCUAUUAAGCCCCUUCCGCUAGUCCCCUCUAUUGGCGUUCCUACGGGUACUGCAUUAAAAGAGUCAAAACAAAUACCACCUUUGCCACCGUUGCCGUACCCGCUUUCUGUUCCUGCCAUCGCUUCCGUCCCCGAAGGCAUCGAUUUAACUAAAAAGAAACGUACGACCGAACGUCCGCCUGUGGCCCCUACUGUUAAUGUACCGGUGACAGGGCGACUCGACUUGCCAAUUGAGAACGUAACAGACGUCGAAGGCGCUCCGAUUGAGAAAAAACCAUCUCAUAUCCCAACGGUCUAUAUUCCUCAGGAUAGUGCUUUCGAGACGUUUAUACCAUCGGAAGCCAUGGGAGAUCCCGUUCCCAAUACCAAGACAAAUCCUUCACGGAAACCCCUCACGCCGGUAGAAAUCGACGAUCAUCCGGGUAUUAUGAUUGAUGAACCUAUAUGUCUGCAGUACUCCCCAGUAUUAGUCACCAAGAAAGUGCCUUCCACAGAUUCCUCCAUACCGUCGCCCCGAACCGUGCGUGAGAUGAUGUGCUGGAUCAGUGAUUUGAUGUAUGCGUCGGGUUACGACGAAUUGACUACGCUAAUUGCACGUCUGUUUGAGGGGUCUAAGUCGAUUGAAGGAUUCGCAGAAUCGUUCUCAAACACCGAUGUUAUGGUUACUCUGUCUGAUGCGUGCGGCCACGCCAGCUCAGUGCUCGCUGGCAUGGAGGGGCCCAAGCCCACCGACCUAUCCAAAUUGCAUUAUGAACGCUACGGCAUUCACCUGAUGCACUACUCCGACGACCCCUACACGCUGCUGUGUCAGUUGCUCAGUUACGUAUACGCUUCAUACCAUCAGUUGUCCUUCCUGCGCACUCAGUGCAGCCGGGACACGCAUUCUGGUGGAUGGCGUGACUGUCUGUUUGGUAGAAAUGUGGAGAUUUCCAAAGCUUGGAAGUGCCGCAAAGAUCCGGUAGAUCCUAUGAGACUACAGGGCCACGAUUGCGACUUGUCCCCGCUGCAAGGCUUCCUCACCGACCAGUCCGUGCUCCCCACCUACUGGUAUCAGAGGGACCAUAUAUGCCAGCGGAGUCAUAUCAAAAUGGGCUUCCGUCCGGACCAUUUACGUCGAGAGUCCAAGCAUGGCUUCUACAUGUACAACGUGCUGGCCGGGGUGUGCUAUCAGAAUGCCGACCCACUCGAGAAGCUUUGCAGGUAUCUUGUGUGCCUCACCAGGCGGACGCCGCGCACCACUGGGGAGCUUGUGUCUUUCUUCCACAAUUUCGGAGGUGAGCUGCACGGUGCACCUUCAAAGGUGUCUCCACUGGGCUCCGCCCUCUCACAGCCACAUGACGACUGCCCCGACUGGGACCGUCUCAAGGACGCCGACCUCAAUGCCAUCAGGGACAUCAGGGGCUCCUCCCCUCCCAUCGCCGACUCCAUCCACGACCAUGACAAGGACCAUCCCAAGACGUUGUCAGCACUGCUAGGUUGCGGCAUCACUAACGCCAACUGCACACGACUUCUCUCUCCCAUCACCUACCGGGCCUACGCCCUGUACUCACCAAGCUUCGCCCACACCUACCUCAGCUGGACGGUGUACCUACCAGACAGAUUACACGAGUCGCUGCUCAAGCUGUACUGUGAUCUCGAGAACCUUCAAUGUCCCGACUCCAAGGCCAAGUCCCUCCACCAGUGUGACAAGGCCCUACCCCUCCUCUACCUGCACGGCAUCACCCCGCCAGACGGGGUAACGCAGCCGUCACUCUCCUGUUCCGAGAUCAUCACCAAGCUGGAGCAGGUGGCCAACGGACAGCCUAUCGCAGACCUCAUGACCGCCAUGGACACAUUCCUCUACGGCAUCCGUGCCCCCUUCCUCUACACCAUCGUAGCACUCUGGCUCGUCGCCACGCUCUACGUCGCCCACUCACUCCUCUACCGCAUGGACGUCCUCCGCAUACGCUCCCACCUCCUCACUACCGGGGCCUCACACCUCAUCGACGUCAAGGCUUUACUCGCCGGCAGCCGCAGGAUGCUCUCACUCUACAAGGACGUCGACUACUUCGACGACGACGCACUCACUCACGCAAUUCAUCAAUGA
This is a messenger RNA of Babesia ovata, 4539 nucleotides long. RefSeq names its product ribosome binding protein. The transcript has a single exon. The record is from RefSeq and is a predicted model, not a curated record. NCBI's taxonomy places the organism in Eukaryota, Apicomplexa, Aconoidasida, Piroplasmida, Babesiidae. Bases 1 to 4539 code for a protein of 1512 amino acids.